Molecule: messenger RNA, 909 nt
Organism: Marasmius oreades (fairy-ring Marasmius)
Lineage: Eukaryota; Fungi; Basidiomycota; Agaricomycetes; Agaricales; Marasmiaceae
Gene: PHB2
Product: Prohibitin-2, subunit of the prohibitin complex (Phb1p-Phb2p)
Exons: 9
Coding region: 1-909 (302 amino acids)
Biological process (GO): mitochondrion organization
Cellular component (GO): membrane; mitochondrion
Source: RefSeq, a predicted model, not a curated record
AUGGAUCCAGAGCAAAUGCGACGAUUCGUCUCACAGCUCCGAAAAGUCUCUGGAGGUGCUCCAAAUCCUGGAAGAGGUUUCUUUGCUGGAGGUGGACUUCUAAUUGUUCUUGCCGCUGGUGGGUUUGCCCUGAACGCAAGCUUGUUCAACGUCGACGGUGGUCAUCGUGCUAUCAAAUACACGCGAUUGAACGGCAUAACGAAUCAUGUUUAUGGAGAAGGAACUCAUCUUAUUGUGCCGUGGUUUGAAAAAGCAAUAACGUUCGACAUACGUGCUAAACCAAGGAAUAUAGCAAGCUUAACGGGAACCAAAGACCUACAAAUGGUUAACAUUACGUGUCGUGUAUUAUCUCGACCGUCCAUCCAGACCUUACCCACCUUGUACCGAGAACUCGGCCAAGAUUAUGACGAGAGAGUCCUCCCAUCAAUUGUCAAUGAAGUUUUGAAGAGCGUAGUUGCUCAGUUCAAUGCAAGUCAAUUGAUCACCCAACGUGAACAUGUAUCUCGACUCGUACGCGCAAAUCUGACUGAAAGAGCAUUGAAGUUCAACUUGGUUCUGGACGAUGUUUCCAUAACACAUGUCGCUUUCUCUCCAGAAUUCACUCACGCAGUUGAGGCAAAACAGGUUGCGCAACAAACUGCCCUUCGGGCUGCCUUCUUGGUCGACCAAGCAAUUCAAGAGAAACAGUCAAUCAUUGUCAGGGCUCAGGGUGAGGCUAAAAGUGCAGAGCUUAUUUCAGAGGCUAUGCGCCAGAAUAAGGGAUUCUUGGAACUUCGUCGACUGGAGGCAGCCCGUGAUAUCGCCAACGUACUGGCGACUUCUGGGAACCGUGUCAUGCUGGAUACCCAGAGUCUCUUAUUGAAUGUCACCGGCGAUGCACAAGAAAUUCUUAAGAGUGGCAGGAAGUAG